AUGAGCCCAGGCCCAGGCUCAGGCUCAGGUUGUCGCCUGGGUCCUGGUCAUCCAAAGACAGAUGACGAGGAAGACGGCGACGACGUUGACGAGAACAGAGUGGACAGCCGCUCCGUCGCCGUCGGUCUCUACCCCGCCGCCCUCACAACGACGUGGUCGGGUCCAGUACCUCCUUAUACAACCCGUGCCGUGCUCCCACGUUCUGGGAGCUUUUACUCUCAGCAGCCGCCGCCGCCGCUGCCGCCACAGCUGCACCUCGAACAUCAGCAGCAGCAGCAGCAGCAGCAGCAGCUUGGUGGUGCGGAUUCAGGAGAUGACCGACGCCAGAGGGGCCACGCGGGGGCCCACACUCACGGCCAUUAUGGGGAUCUAGGCCUCGAGCUAGAGCCCCAGCAGGCCCAGGCCCUACAGGCCCCAGCCUCAUCAGGCCAGGAGUUGUCAGCAGCCGUCGCACCGCAAAGACCUCGGCAGCGGCAGUUGAGCCGACAGCACCAGCGACAGCAGCUACAGCACCAGCGCCUGAUCCAGCAGCAGCAGCACCAGCACCAGGAGCACCACCAGCACCACCAGCAACAGCACCUUCAGCCCGCUGGGUCGCUAGCGUCGCCGGCGCUGGACCCAAAAGGCCAGGAACGACUCGAAGACCCGCAAGGGCCCCAACAACCCCAACAAUUGCGCUCACAUGAUUCGCAUCGUCUUCUCGAGUACGAGCAACAACAGCAAUCCGACCAGCACCAGCACCAGCACGAGCACCAGCACGGCCGCCGCCAUCUCGAGGCCCACGCCCAAACGCUCACCCCCGAGGCCUUUCUCCCUGAGUACCAUCAGUCAAUCGGGCCACCUCCGCCGCAGCACCACCACGCCCACCACCCUCAUCACCAUCACCCUCACCACCAGCCGCCUCUUCCGCAGCCGCCCCUGCAUCACAGCCAGCAGCCUGGUCCGCACCCUCAGCAGCCCGUCUACUUUGUCGCUCACCCGCCUCUCGUCGACUCCACCGCUGCCGCUGCCGUUGCCGCCGCCGCCGCUCCUGGUCUUGUCUCGUCGCCGCCCUCCUCGUCUGGCUCGACCCUCUGCCACCCUCAUGAUCCGCGACUGCUUCACGCCUCCGAACUGCAGACCACCAUCGCCUGGUUCCCGACGAGCGACGAGCCCAGCGCUGUGCCGCAGCUUCCGAAUUACACAGCGCCGUCCGACUUUUACGAUCCCAACCACGAUCCACACACCACCGACGACCCGACCUUCUAUCACCACCGCCCGUAUCACCACCCGCACCAACAGCAGCGCCCGCUGAAUUGGCCCUUCAUCCAAUUGCCCGACGGGCAGACGGUGCUUUCCAUGCAUCCCGAGCUCUCCAUAUUGAAUGCCGAGUCGUAUCAUGACGGCAGUGCAUCCUCCUUCCGAGCCCCUCGCAGCCUGCCCCCUCGACCGACACCAACGCCUUCCACACCCGGCGCCGACGAAGGCCGCACGCGAUCUCAUCGUGCGUCGCGCCACGGCACCAAGAGGUCCAUGACGCAAGCGGUUGAUGCUCUCGACGACGGCGAUAUGCCGGACAAGAAGAAGAGAGGCAGACCCAAGCUCGACACGGAUGACCAGACCGCCCAAGAUCGCCGCCGCACCCAGAUUCGACUCGCCCAGAGGGCCUAUCGAAACCGAAAAGAGACGGCUAUUCAGACGCUCGAGAAACAGGUCGAGGAACUGAAACAGAACAACGAGCAGAUGAGCAAUGCAUUCAUGCGUCUCUACGACUACGCCGUGGCAGACGGGCUCCUCGAGUCCCUGCCCGAAUUCGGGCGCCAGCUGCAGGCCACGACGGAAACCUUUCUUGCCAUCGCGCGCAGCUCGAGCGAGGACAAGCAGCCGCCGGCGGGGCCUGGUCACGAUUCUGAGGAGGGAAACACGGGCAGCCCCGGCAGCGGUUCCGAGAAGCGACGGAACGUCUCCGGCUCGCCCGACGUGUCCGCCGCCCAUGAGCACACAAACGCUGGCCAGCCCAUCCUCAUGGCCGGCCUCAUUGUGCAUCACGAGCCAGAGGCGUCAUUCGACGAGCCGGCGGAAUCGGACGUGUCCGUCUGGAGGCACAACACCCUCAAGGCAGCAUCAUCAUCAUCGGCGCCCGCAUACGAAAUCGUCACACAACCUACCGUGCAUAAUGCAAGCUUCCCUUUCGGUACGUCUUCCUCGCCGCCGGCCGAGACCCUCGCCGCCUCCACCACCCUUCUCUUCCCAACGCCAAAUCCGGGCUUAUCCGGCCAUCUGACGCUGGCCCCCGGCGGCGUGCCCGCGCUGUCGUCGCCGCCGUCGCUCUCCUAUCAAGAACGCACCUUUGGUCGGCGGCUGCAGCGCAGGGCGGUAGAGCAGGCGGUGCGCCUGUUUUCCAUGCCCAACCCGCCGCCGGAGGCAGUCGCCGGCGUCUUCGGCUUCUGCCUGCUCUUCGAGAGCCGGGAACGCAUCAUUGAGCGCCUUGCUAACUGCCUCAGUGUGAACCAACGCGAAACCCUCAGCAAUUGGCGUCAUCCCUUUCUACAUCUCGGCGGCGCGGGCACCUUUUUCCAAGAUCUGAACGAAUUGGACAGUGUUUCGCUCGAGACAGACAUGAAAGAAAAGGGUGCAGGCCUGGAACACGGCAGGCCGGGCCCGACACGGCCGCGACCCCUGGUGGGAAACGAGGGAACUGAGGAACCGAAUCGCAGUAAAAUCGCGAGGGACUCGAACUUCGGCCCCGGACCGUGGAGCCCGGCCGUCGAAGAGACGAGAGACCUGCGUGUUGACCACCGACUUCGCAUCUCGUCGCCCGGCUUCGAGGGCGACUUUUUCGACUGCGACGAAGUCGAGUGGUACCUGCAACAACGAGGCAUCGUCAUUCCCCCAGCUGCCGACUUUGUGUCGGCUGACAUUGAUGAUUCGACGCUCGGCGCCCCGACUCAGGCCCCUCCGGACUCGACUGCUGUCGACAAGUCGACGGUCUGGCUCUCUGGCGACGCUGGUACUGUUGGGUCGAGCCUGGCCCCUACACCGGCCACCAGCUCGGAUACCUGGUCAGGCCCUACCGUCACGGGGGAAGAGGAAAUCGCAGCCCUGCUCGCGGCGCCGUUGCCGACGCACCACCUCAUGGAUGGGACGGUACCCGUGGAUCCAAUGCUGUAUGAUCUGUCGCAGCGGGUUUCGACCAAGACGGCAACGCCGCGCAAGAGACGAGUCAGCAUAAACGUUGAAAUACUGGUGGAACAACUCGUGCAACGAUCUGUGUGUCUCGGGCGAGCACCGGGCAUCAGGCCCAAGGAUGUGAAUGUGGCUUUCUGGCAGUCUAUUGUCUAA
Messenger RNA from Verticillium nonalfalfae, 3321 nucleotides. RefSeq lists its product as uncharacterized. Bases 1 to 3321 code for a protein of 1106 amino acids. Gene Ontology annotation, biological process: regulation of DNA-templated transcription. The transcript has 4 exons. Gene Ontology annotation, molecular function: DNA-binding transcription factor activity. The record is from RefSeq and is a predicted model, not a curated record. Lineage: Eukaryota; Fungi; Ascomycota; Sordariomycetes; Glomerellales; Plectosphaerellaceae.